GGUGGAGACAUCGCAAUGGUGUGGUCGACGAGGAGACAAGACUCGAAGUUGAUCGACGUAUGCGCUGCCAACUCUGUAGGAUUUGAGCAGACUAAGAAGUGCAUCAAUACGUACAAGAUGCAUCCUGCGGCUCGAUUAGCGUAUCUAAGGGAGUAUGCGAAUGGCAAUCCGUACAAAUAGGUAUGCAGUGAACUUGCUCUUUCGGUGUCUUCCAACUUAUGGCUUGUUUCGCAGUGCUUCCUCUGAUGGAAGCUUUGUGUGGAGAGAAGCAUAGAUUGAUUGUCAAUACAUUCCAA
Guillardia theta CCMP2712 is the source of this 296-nucleotide messenger RNA. RefSeq lists its product as hypothetical. The transcript has 3 exons. NCBI's taxonomy places the organism in Eukaryota, Cryptophyceae, Pyrenomonadales, Geminigeraceae. The record is from RefSeq and is a predicted model, not a curated record. The coding region runs from base 16 to 180 and encodes 54 amino acids.